Messenger RNA from Caenorhabditis angaria, 1759 nucleotides. NCBI's taxonomy places the organism in Eukaryota, Metazoa, Nematoda, Chromadorea, Rhabditida, Rhabditidae. The record is from the annotation of a GenBank genome assembly.
AUGAUCUGCGUGCCGUCGACGGUGCUGCUGCUCUCAACAUUCGCUUUGGCGAUGAGCCAAACUGCACCAGCGAAACCAGAACACACCAAGGAUUGUCAAUCGGUUAGUUUUGAGGGGAGCUGAGAGACCACCCACGAAGUCUCUAGACCGCAAGAUUCCACGUAGCGGCAAUAUCUACCACUUUAGCAGCCACGUGGAUAAUGUUGACGUGGAAUUAUACAGUGUAGUAUUGUUCGCCACGUGGCCGCUACGCUUGCGAUUUGCAAAAAAAUGAGUUUUGAGCGAUCUUCUGUGCCGCAAAAAAGAAAAAGAAACUUCUAGUUUUUAAUUGUCUCAUCUCUUCGCUUCUUCUUCUUUUUUGUGCUUUCAGGGUAAUCAACUUUUUGGUUCUUUUUCAUCUUUUUUUUCCAAGAAAGAAGGAAAAAGCACGGAAAAUAUACCAGGUUCAAAAAACCAGCCAGACUUGUUGAUCUAGAAGUUGAGAAUCACAAAUGAGAUCUAAUAAAUUCUGAGGUGAAAGAGAAUUUUGAUAAAAAAUGUAUGCUUUUGACAAGUGGAGGUCAUGAAUUUUGGCAGUUCAAAGAACAUCGAAAGUUAUGACGUGGCAAAACUGGAUGCGUUGUUGGAAUACUCAAGAAUCAGAUUGAUGAAUUUCAAAAAUUCAAGUUCCAAAAUUUUCAAGGACUACGUAGAAACCUAUUUGAAAGACUGCUGUAAUCAAAUUAUCUUUCUUUUUUUUUUCUGGAAAAAUGUGCCACGUCAUAUCUCUUUUCUUCGAGGUGUCUAGGAAUUUCAGAAUAAAUUCCCCAAAAAUCUAGUUCACACAUUUCCUGCAAUACUAUAUUUUUAGCUGAGCCUUGGACUAACUAUAACUAACACAUCGUGAUGCGCAUUCAGAGACCCAAUGAAAUAUUCGUAUUCCUCACCACCCUGAGAUUCUUAUGAAUUAGUCAUUCUUGUUUUUUUCUCUUGCUAUAUUUUCACGAAUAUGUAUUUAUAUUUAUCAAAUGAUGAAUAAGUUUCUAAUCAACAAUAGGGUUUAUUAACAUGAGUAAUAAAUUUGAAUUCAAUUCUUCUUAAGUUUAUUGACGACAAAAAUGUCUAGAAUGGAAAAUAUCCUGGCUCAAACAAAAAGAGGCGUGGUCAAAGUGGCAAGGUUCCGCACACUUUUUAUCGGUAGAUCAAAAAAUUUAAAGAUAUUCAUAGAAGCUUACAGGAAAUUCAAAGUUUCAGAAAAAAAGUUCUAAAAACUUCCCUGACAACCCAUGUUUUUUUACAGAUUCUCGCGAAUAAUGGCGAUCCACAAGAUGCUCUUUUAUGUCAAUUAAGUGAAUCAAGCAUGUUAUUGGCACAAUUGGGAGCACUUGUUUCGGAAGGAGUUGAAAGACUUGUACAAAAUCACGGUAUGUUCUGCUUCUUCUCACAUAAAUUAUUCCCUCUAUUUACUGUGAGAGGAAAAACAAGCAAAAGUGUUUUUUUUGUUCAUUUCCCCGGGGCACUCAAUUUCCUACUUACUUGAUUCACUUAGACAAAAACAACAGACCGAAAAAUGUCUUGACUCCACAAAAAAGUCUCUUGUUCAGGAAUCGCUCUUGAAGAUGAUGAAAGCAAUGAAUCUGGUGAGAUGGAAAAGAGAAAGCACGAAUAUUUGAGAUUUGGAAAAAGAAAGCACGAAUACUUGCGAUUCGGUAAAAGGAAGCACGAGUAUUUGAGAUUCGGAAAGAGAAAGCAUGAAUAUUUGAGAUUCGGAAGAAAAUAG